Molecule: messenger RNA, 600 nt
Organism: Phytomonas sp. Hart1
Lineage: Eukaryota; Euglenozoa; Kinetoplastea; Trypanosomatida; Trypanosomatidae
Source: the annotation of a GenBank genome assembly
AUGUCAGGUUUAUUGGAAAUUGUUCAAUCGCAGCCUAUCUUCCAAGGUCAUCUACGUGACACAAUCUCUGCGCAAAUCCAGCAAACAAAGCAACUACUUUCUCGAAACCGACGUACUAUAAACCGUCGAAUGGAGGAAAGUUCCAGGAGCUCCGUAUCGAUCUUCACGACCAUUUUAGAGGGAGCUCAACCUUUGAAUCCCAGCAUUGGUGGUUUAAUAAUAUUUGAUGGCAUAGUUCGCAAGCAAAGCAGUGACAUGGUGUGGAAACGCCGUUAUCUUUGUAUUCGAGCCGAGCUUCAAGACGGGCAGACUUCAUCGAAUGAUAUAAACCCGACAUUCAAGAGUCUGUCCCUCAUUUUGUCUGUCUCAAAGGAGACUAUGUGGCAACAGUGUAUUCUUACGCCUUUUUCAGAGCUGGAGGAUGUGUUUCCUGUUCCAAAUAAGUAUAACAGUUCGAAUGCACCGCAUGUGUUCGCAGUGGCGUUUAAAACUGGCAAGCGUCUCUCCUUUCAGGCACGAAAUAAUGAGGAAAGAGACAUGUGGAUGUCCAAAAUUCAGGACGUUCUUGGUAUUGGCGAUGAAGAGGGUGAGAAUCCAUAG